AUGAAGUCAAUCAUCUUUGGUUCGACGCUGCUCGCGCUGAGCGACAUUGCGGCAGCCCAUAUCGCUGCUCGAAGCAAUGUCACGACUACCCGCAACACCACCUACGACUACAUUGUCGCUGGAGCUGGAACCGCAGGUAUUGUAGCAGCUGAGCGCCUCGCCAACUCUGGUCGCAGUGUGCUUCUGAUUGAGCGUGGCGGUACGUCCUUUUACAUGACGGGCAACCGCAAGACCAUGCCAUGGAAUGACACCGUCACUAUGUACGACGUUCCUGGAAUGUCUGACUAUACUGGCGCAUCUCCUGAUCUGCAGUACUGCAAAGACCUUGCUAUCGCGGCUGGAUGUCUUCUUGGUGGCUCUACCAUGCUCAACGCGCUCAUGUUCGUCAAGCCUCGCAAGGCGGACUUUGCCACUUGGCCUAAGGAGUGGCACUGGGAGAACGGAGUUGGAGCAGCUGCGGAGGAGUUCUACAAGCGUCUGCCGGGCACCAUUUUGGCAUCUGAAGAUGGCAAGCGCUACGACGAUGGUGCUUUCGACAUCAUGUCUCGCUUCCUGGAGGCCAACGGCUGGAGCGAAAAGGAUGCGUUGAAUGACGUUGAAUCGAAGGAGAUGAUGUACUCGCACCCCCCUUGGUCGAUUGCCCAAGGUCUGCGCGACAGCCCUGUCAGGGCUAUUCUUCCUGAUGCCGAGGAUCUCCCCAACUUCACCCUUCAACUACACGCAAAGGUUCUUCGUGCCGUUCGCGACGGAAGUCUUGUUACGGGUAUCGAGCUGGAACAUGACGACGGGUCUCGAGAGAUUGUCAACCUGACCAAGGGUGGAUCUCUUGUUCUUGCUGCAGGCUCGCACUCCACCCCUCGUGUCUUGUUCAACUCCGCCAUUGGCCCUUCCAAGCAAAUUGAAAUUGUAGCCUCCGGAAAGACGAACAUUAAGCUUCCGCCCAAGGACCAGUGGAUUGAGCUUCCCGUUGGAGAGAACCUCAAAGACCAUGCCAUCGUGUCCUUAACUCUGCAGAGCAAAGAAAACCUUACCGUUCUACCUUCUACGGCAUGGACUGCCCCUGACAAAACAUCUAUUGAUCUCUUCGCCCACGGUAGUGGUCUGUUGGCUCAAUCAGGUCAGCGUUUGAACUUCUGGACUAGCGUCAACACCACUGAUGGAGCUACUCGUGCCGUCCAGGGCACAGUCCGUGCUGGCACUGAUGAUAACACCAUUGGUGUCAAGGUCUACCUCACCCAUGGUACUACGUCUGUCGGCACUGUCGAAAUUACCCCCGAAGGUUCUACCAAUAUGACACAGAAACCCCUUCUGCACACCGAGGGAGACCGCGAGGCUUUGACUACUAUCCUUGACACGCUUCUCAAGUACGCGCGACAGCCCGAUAGUAUCUUGACUGUUGCCGAGAACGUGACUGCCGAAAGCAUCGUUGCUACGGCUGGUAGUGGUAGCCAUUAUCUGGGUACCACUCAGAUGGGCAGCGAAAACGACGGGAAGAGUGUCGUUGACCCUGAUACUAAGGUCUGGGGUACCAAGAACCUGUUCGUUGUGGAUGGAAGUAUGCACCCCGAAGUCCCUACGGGUAACACUCAGGCACCUAUUAUGGUGGCUGCUGCCUACGCUGCUGAGAGAAUCCUGGCCCUGGGUUCUGGUGUUGGCUGUUCCAAGUAA
Messenger RNA from Colletotrichum truncatum, 1668 nucleotides. Its product is annotated as Cellobiose dehydrogenase 2. The record is from RefSeq and is a predicted model, not a curated record. Gene Ontology annotation, molecular function: oxidoreductase activity, acting on CH-OH group of donors; flavin adenine dinucleotide binding. NCBI's taxonomy places the organism in Eukaryota, Fungi, Ascomycota, Sordariomycetes, Glomerellales, Glomerellaceae.